UAAAUCUAAUGAUUCCUCAGAGAAUAGCAAAAUGGUACUAAAUCUACUUGCAUUUCAGGUGGCUGUAAACACUGUAAUUCAAGAUGAAAAAGAAUUCCUGAAUCACAUCAUCAAGUCAACCAAUAUGAAGUGCCUCACUGCUCCAUCGGCACUGGAUGGGGAAUGUGGGUUCCUGGCGGCUAACUUGUAUGCGAAGAGUGUAUUUGGGGAGGAUGCUCUGGUAAAUGUCAGUGUCGAGAAACAAGCAGAUGGGAAAUUGAGUGGGUACAUAAGGAUAAGAAGCAAAACCCAAGGAAUUGCCUUGAGUCUUGGUGACAAGAUCACUCUCAAACAGAAAGGUGGCAGUUGACAAAUCGGUACCUGCAUCGAUCCUUUUCCAUCCAAGUUCUCUUUUGAAAUCCUCUGUCAUCAUUUUAAACCGUGAUUUUGCAGACAGUUACUGUACUUUUAUUUUUUCAAGAAGGAAAAGAAAAUUUUAAGGAUUACCUCGGGCCUUUUGUUGUUUUCCCUACAUCUAGGGAGAGUAGUAGUAAAUUAGUACUUACGCUGUUACUGUUUUUUUGCAUUUGAGCCAUCCCUUACCUUUAUGGCAGUGUUGCGAGUGUAUGAAUUUUUUUUUUCUCGUCUUUUUGAACUUGAUGUUAGUUGGAUACAUUUUCUGGGACACAGUUGUAACUAUUCAUUGGUAGUUUCAUUUAGUAUGGCAUUGGUUAUUG
Molecule: messenger RNA, 716 nt
Organism: Telopea speciosissima
Lineage: Eukaryota; Viridiplantae; Streptophyta; Magnoliopsida; Proteales; Proteaceae
Product: coatomer subunit beta-1-like
Exons: 2
Coding region: 32-349 (105 amino acids)
Biological process (GO): intra-Golgi vesicle-mediated transport; intracellular protein transport; endoplasmic reticulum to Golgi vesicle-mediated transport
Cellular component (GO): cytoplasm; COPI vesicle coat
Source: RefSeq, a predicted model, not a curated record